Molecule: messenger RNA, 4596 nt
Organism: Misgurnus anguillicaudatus (oriental weatherfish)
Lineage: Eukaryota; Metazoa; Chordata; Actinopteri; Cypriniformes; Cobitidae
Product: ras and Rab interactor 2-like
Biological process (GO): signal transduction; vesicle-mediated transport
Cellular component (GO): endocytic vesicle; cytosol
Molecular function (GO): guanyl-nucleotide exchange factor activity; small GTPase binding
Source: RefSeq, a predicted model, not a curated record
CUGCAGAAGAAGAACAAUGGCAAUGAAUGCAGCAUUACAGCCCAGCAAAAUGGACCGCAACAGUAGUUACCUUCAGUUGGUGGAUGCUUUCACGUCUUCACUGGGAACACUGGAGCAGCCAAUGGUUGAUGGACAAGAAACAGAUGAUGAUCCAGUGAAAGAUCCAGAUCCCUGUUUACUCAUAGAGAUAGAGGGAGCGAUGACCGGUGCGUGUUUACAGAAUCCUGCGGCUGAUGCUGAUGGUGUGGGUACGAGUCUGAGUGUGUUGGAUAAACUGAUACACACACACCCCAUCUGGCUUCUUCUUUCUAUCGACCAGCACGAGGUCACUGACAUCCUUCUAAAGCAACCAGCUGGGGUAUUUCUGGUGUGGAGGUCACCUGUCCUUCAGAAGAAAGUCUUAUCUUUCCACAUGGAUGGAACCUCAGACUCCAUCAAUCACGUCCCUGUCAAGGAGAGCCAGUAUACAUUUUCUCUGGAGGAAUCAAGAACUGGUUUUGCAGACCUCUUUCACCUUGUGGCCUUUUACUGUAUAAGCAGGGACAUACUGCCGUGCACUCUGAAGCUUCCAGAAGCCGUUCGUUUAGCAGAAACACUGUCUGAUCUGAAUGAGGUGGCCCAGCAAGGUGCAGCAUUCUGGAAGUCAUCUCUCAACAAUCAACACGAGACACUUUGUAUUUCAGACAGUCCUCCUGUUCAAGAGAAACCGCUGAUCUCCUUGCCCGGCAACUGUUCUGAGAUUGAGGACUCCUGCUCAAAUACAUCAGAAGGUCUGAAAGGUUGCUCCAGCAGUGCUUUGUCUUUAAUCAAACCGAUCCCCCUUCAGACACAAGUGAUCUCAAAAGACCCAACAGCAGCCAAAGGAAAAUCCUGUUCAUCUCCUCCACCCAGCCCUCGUCCACCUCGCAUUUUGAUUCAUACACCUACUGCACCUCCAGGUUUGAGGACUAUGCCUUUAAGCAUCGGCUUUAACAGACUGAGUCAGAGAUCCAAGUCUAGCACCAUGUCCAAGGGAUCCAAACAACCCAGUACCAAGAAUCCUGGCCCUCCACCACGAGUUUGUCAAGCCCCAGACAUUGACAGUUACCGUUGCAUUAUCGCUUUGGAUGAUGAAACCAUCUCUAAGGCCCUAUCUCAAGCCAAUCUGCCCCAUACCACACCUGCCAACAUCCUGCGACAAUGGACAGGACUAGAAGAGGAAGGGCAAAGCUCAAGUGGCCGAAGUUUGUCCACAUCUUCAUUCGACUCCCUAGAUUCUUCUCUUUAUUUGAACCUGUCCCAGGGCAUGGGUCAAAGGCUCUCCACGGACGACAGCAGUAAUGAAUACGAUGAAGAAGAGGAAGACUACGGUGUGGAACUAAAGCGAGACUUACAUCUCCGGCUGAGUGGUUCCCACAGACUCCUGGCGAUGGAAUUUACGGGGGCUCGUCCGAGAUCGUUCGUCAUCUUUCCUCGGGCAUUAAAGGGACACUUCUGCAAGGUCCUAGGGGUCCUCAAAGUCUUGGCUAAACCUGAGAAACGCAUCUUACUACAGAUCAUUGAGCUGGCCCAGGACAAAGGCUCCUACUUUGGUUGCCUGGUGCAGGACUACUUGAGCUAUGUGCAGGAGAACAAAAACUGCCUCACGUCCUGCCAGGAUUUUCUGCAGACAAUUCGCCAGUUCAUGACCCAGAUGAAGGCUUAUCUCAUACAGAGCUCAGAGAUAAACCCACCCAUUGAAUCUUACAUACCUGAGGACCAGAUUGAUGCAGUAUUGGAAAAGGCAAUGCAUAAAUGCGUGCUGAAACCUCUGUACGGUUCGGUGCAGUCGGCCCUGCAUGAUUGCCAGGUGUCCAGCGGGGAGUGGCGGAGACUGCAAGAAAAUCUGGCCAUGGCCAAGACCAAACAGCCCAGAGAACUGGGGGCAAACGCAACAAGACCACCAGGCACCUACGCCAUUAACCGGAUCCGCAGAAAACUAGCAGCCAUGUGCAGGAUGUACUCGCCCGAGAAGAAGAUCGUGGUGCUGUUGGAAGUGUGUAAACUCAUCUACAAUAUUAUGCAAGAUCACAAAGUGCGACUGUUCGGAGCUGAUGAUUUCCUGCCCAUGUUGACAUAUGUGUUGGUCCAGUGUGACAUGCCUCAGUUGGACACUGAGAUCUUGUACAUGAUGGAGCUGACAGAUCCAUCAUUGCUACAUGGAGAAGGAGGUUAUUACCUCACCAGUGCAUAUGGAGCAAUGUCACUGAUUAAGAACUUCCAGGAAGACCAGGCUGCCCGAAUCCUCAGCUCUACAACACGUGACACACUCCACCAAUGGCACCAAAGACGCACCGUGCAGAGAAAUCUGCCCUCUGUGGACGACUUCCAGAAUUACUUGCGUGUGGCUUUGCAAAAGGCAGACAGCUGCUGCAUGGCUAAAACCCUGCAGGUGCGGCCCUACACCACCACUGAAGAGAUGUCGAGCCUUUGUGCCCUCAAAUUCGGCGUGUCUGAUCCUGAAAACUAUGGAGUUUUUCUCUACACGGGCGACAGCAGCCAGCAGCUAGCCGCAGACACGUACCCUCAGAGGAUUAAGGCAGAAUUACACAGUCGGCCAAACCCUCCAUCAUUUCACUUUGCCUACAGAAAGACACAAACAUAAACUGAAUUCCUUCCUAACAGCAUCGUUGGAACUACCCUAAAGACCAAAGGUUUUUGCUUUUUUGCAAAACCGGAAAGACUUUACUUGAUUUUAAAUUGCUACUACCUAUUAAUCUCUUAAGCUGCCUUUCCACUGCACACGACAUACGGAAACGAUUGUUGGAGUUCGCCCCCUAGUGGUAGUUGUAAUGAAGUUUCAGUUUAAUCGUAAAACAGGGGAGAGAAGCUCAUUCCAGCGCAAGAGGCUUCAUUCUCAUAUUUACCAUAGUGGAAUAAAUAAAUGAAUGAAACAAAACAUUGGGAAUCCAUAUGACAAAGACUGACAAUAGUUUUUGGAGGGAUCAAAUGGAGAGUCAAAGGAUUCAAGUGUUACUGAUAAAGUUAAACAAAAAGGAUUAAAUAAUUUUCACUUCGCACAGUGUUUUGAUUGGAAUACACUGAAAUGCAUUGAUUCUGGUCAGUGUAUCAGAUGCGGCGUAGUCGCACAAGUAAAAAAAAAAUUCGGAUCCAACUGUCAAAAGGAUCCGUAAAUUACAUAUCAGCAGACGGUUGGCACAUCACGCAGCCCCUUUGCGACUUGAAUGAAUAACUUCCAGUUUAUCGGCCGUUGUUUGUCGUGUGCAGUGCAAAAUUAUUCUAUUAUUGGGUACAAUGUCACUUGGCACUACAGCUGGUGCUAUAUUUUAUGUAUCCGUCCUGUAUAUAUUUUAUGCGUCCUGUAUAUACUGUUGUUUGCACUGUCUGUCUUAGAGCUACGUACUGCAAAAAGUGCAACGUGUUGUUGUUGUUGUUUGCCUAGUGUAGCUCUGUAUGUGACUCUGUUGUUCUGUGUAGCUCAGCCCACGUGAUCAAAUGGCCUGCGCGCACAUUUUGGCAACAGAAGUGGUGUUAUUCCACGGUGGUUCUAACGUGAUAGCAACUCAGAAAGUUGAUCAAAACGGUUUCCCAGCAUCAAAACGUCUGGUUGUUGCGUUUGGUUGCACUAAUAUAAUAUGCUAACAUACGUAUAUAUGUAUCUGCAACAUCAUCAUUGUGUACAAACAGUAAAAGGGUCUUUCUAAAUCAAAGUAAGUAUCUUGUAAAGUUGUCGGUUUAAAAACUUAAAGUCUUUUAAAUAGUUGUUCAUGUCAGUCAGAAGAGAUAUCAGAUAGUUCUCAUGACAAUCAUUUGUUGAUGCCUUUAAUGUUUUAAAAAAGAAAUGAUACACAAAGUGAUACCAGAUACCACAAAGAUAUCAAAUGUUUGGAAGGAAUGAUACAACCACUCUGAAAAAAUUAAUAGACCACAGCAGUUUUGAAAAGGUUCCUAAAAUACUAGUAAACAAUUAUUGUUGACCUUUCUGUCUCAUUUAAGGAAAUUGAUUUACAAAGAUUUUGAUUUCCCAUUUGGUAGAAAUUAAUCCUUUUAUCUAAACACAUACAUAUAAAAGGCUAAUUCAAAAAACCUAAAAUAUUGUUGGAGUGGGCUGUAUGUUAAAGGUUUGGUAUUGUCCGAAAUAUGGUUUGAACCCUGAGGGGAAGCAGAGUCCAAACCCUCUUUAUGUAUUCAGUUUAUCAUGUAUCCCCUUCCAAAAAGCUCUUAAUAUAUUUUUGUUUUCAAUUAUUAUAAAGGUAUCGGGGAUUCAUAACCUGAACUUUGUAGAGUUCUGUAUAUAAUCUAUUUUUGUAUGUGGGUUAAAUUAUUGCAAUCAAAGCUUGAGUCAAGAGUGAAUCUUAGGGAAAAUGUGUGAACCUUUCUUUAUCUUUAUGAUGAAGUGGUCUCAGUGAAGCUAUCAUGUUUGCUUGCUCAAUGGAGGGUGAUCUGGGAUGCAUUUACAGAUGCCCUUUCUUGCCUGACUGUAACCUUUCUUUCAUGUUUAUAUUGUAAUCUCAAGGCAUUGUUUUAUCUGAACUGAAGAGACUGCCUUAUUCAAAUGGCUUUAAAUGUAAUGCAUGUACACUUUAAGUCAGACUUGACGAGUGCAGUGCCACUAGU